Molecule: messenger RNA, 786 nt
Organism: Penicillium digitatum Pd1
Lineage: Eukaryota; Fungi; Ascomycota; Eurotiomycetes; Eurotiales; Aspergillaceae
Product: Polynucleotidyl transferase, ribonuclease H fold
Source: RefSeq, a predicted model, not a curated record
AUGCCGAAGCAACCCCUGAAAUCCAAGAAUCGGAGAUCCAACAACAACAACAACAACGACGACGACGACAUGGAUGACUAUCUCUACGUGGUACUGAAGGAUACAACAUCAUGGGAUUCAUGGCUGCCCUAUAUCAAGUCAAUUGCUACUCAGUACGAUGUGUGGGAGCUUUGUGAUCCAUCCCAAAAGGUGGCACCACCACCAUUGGCGCCACCCACCAAGGUGAUCUCAAUUGAAAAAGCAAAGGAGCAGUAUAAGGAUGACUGGUACCAAGCGAAGAUGCUUCUCCAUGAAGAAUGGAUCGCAGAGAACGCUAUCUAUACCCGGAAGAAGAACGGUGUGGGCAUGGUAGUCAGAGCAAUUCGAGGCACAGUUCAUCCCACAUACCAACCUUUGAUCAUCGAGUAUGAAACCCCAUGGGAGUUACUAUACAACCUGCACAAGAGAUUCGCUCCAGAGAGUGACCCCACAUACCCAGCUAGGCUUCGUCGGCAAUGGCGGAGCCUGGAUCGAGGGGUAGAUCAAAGCACAGAUAUCGACAAAUGGCUUAUCAACUGGGAAACAAUGCAAACGCGGUGCAAGCGAGCGAAAUUGCCGGAAGCAGAUAAUGCCAGUCAUCAUUUUCUUGAUGCCAUAUCGGCGCUUUCACCUGAGUUUUAUGGAACCUGGGUUUUGAAAUUGCAAGACAGGAGUGACAUUGAAUUCACCGAACUUCUCGGUCGGUACAGAGCCCAUUGGAGGAUCACACACGGCAAGUCGACUGGUCAACGGGAGAACUCAGAGUAA